AUGGUUGGUUGUCACAACACCCCGUCUACGGGCACACCACCAACGACAGCCCCGUUCAAUCGAUCCGCCAGCCUCCAGGAGCAGGUGGCGCGUGCACUCCAAGCCAACUUCUUACUCCUCCACCAACCCGCGCCGAACGCCUUCAUCGUCCUCGAUCCGAGCCCCGUCAAUGCCUGCCAAUGGGACACCUCCACGGCAGCACCCCCCGCCACCGGCAAACGCCACAGGUUCCGCGUCACCCUGGGUGGCCACUCUCCCGGGUGUACGUGCUCCGAGCAGCCACUCAUUUGUCCAGCCUCCACCCGGUCUCCCUGUGCCCACACCCUCUUCGUCCUCUUGAGAGUGCUUCGCCUGAAGCUGGAAGAUCCAAGGAUCGCUCGACCGCGGUUAGAGAACUAUGAGGUGCGUUCCGAUCCCGCUCCUAACCACUUUGGAUUCUUGUACGGUUAUGUGGAGGCCGGGGUGGCGGUGUCCGAGACCAUCCGCUACCUCAGUCUUCCCUCCCAUGCCUAA
Messenger RNA from Mesocestoides corti, 513 nucleotides. NCBI's taxonomy places the organism in Eukaryota, Metazoa, Platyhelminthes, Cestoda, Cyclophyllidea, Mesocestoididae. The record is from the annotation of a GenBank genome assembly.